Molecule: messenger RNA, 3687 nt
Organism: Biomphalaria glabrata
Lineage: Eukaryota; Metazoa; Mollusca; Gastropoda; Planorbidae
Product: zinc finger protein 850-like
Exons: 8
Coding region: 652-3687 (1011 amino acids)
Biological process (GO): regulation of gene expression
Cellular component (GO): nucleus
Source: RefSeq, a predicted model, not a curated record
CCUAUGAACAGUAUGAACUAAUAUUGGCUUUACCGCGAAGCAUGUCUUAAAAGAUCUUAUUUUUAUAUAAAUCAGACUUAUGUUUUCUAUAGAUCUAGUUAUACUCAGAGAUCUAUCUAGAGCCUACUAGAGGAAAACUUCUUUAGAAAACAAAAGACGAGCCUAAGAAAGCGAUGUAUAAGAGUUAUUCAGUAUCAGUCUUGUUUAUGCCUAUUUCACUUCAAACAUACGACCAUUCUUUAUGAUCACUUACAAGAAUUCCCACCUUACAGACAUAUAAUAGAAACUUCUCGCAAAUGAGACGAAUUAUGAUGAUGCUUUUUAUUAAACAAGUCUCUUUGUGUGAAAGAUUUUGAACAGGAUAGGACCUCAUCUUUUUGUUGUGACCAAACUUCAAAAACAUCUGUUGGACUUAAGAGAUGCCACAGAGCCAAAUAGACUAAAAAUGAAUGGGCAACAUAAUCCAGAUACAAAUGACAAACAGAAAAAUCGUAAUAGGAAAGAAAGAAUUAUAAAAAAAAUAAAGAUAAAAUCAUAAAGUCUGAUUUAUUGGAUGCUAUUGAAAUAGUUAAAGAAAUAAAAGAUGAUGUAACAUCAAACAUCAAAAAAGAAAUAAUAUCAGAAAUAAAAGAGAAUAUACCAUCCAAUGUCAUGGAAGAAAUACCCUCCUGUGUCAAAGAAAUAAAAGAAGAAUUUCCAUCAAAUACAAAAGAACAUAAAGUAAAGCACAGAAAAAAAAUGAGAGAAAGUAUGAAACUACAUAAGAAAAAGAGCAAGGACAUUAAAGAAAACUCACAGAACUUUGCUGAACAAACUGUCAAAAGGAUGAAGAUGAACAUUAUGCCAUCAAACACAUUGAAAAAACAACUGUUAUCUAGUCAACCAUCUAAACACUGUCUAAUUAAAGAGAUGGAAUAUCUGUGCAAGAUCUGCAACUUGUUGUUAACAAGUCUAAAGCAGUACAGAAAACAUUGCCGUAAAGAGCACGGAGAAAAUAAUCAGUAUGACAAAGAAAUGUCUACUCUUCAAUUGAAAGACAUUUCUUGGUCUCAUCCUUUCCCUAAAAUAACCGACACAAGUGACGAUGUUAAGCCAAGAAAGAUUAGAAGAUUGGAAACUGUGCAUGAUGAUAAAAAAGUUGCUGAUGAACUUUUAGAUGAUAAAAGGAUACAUAAAGUGAUGCAAAAGAAAGAAAUGAAUAACCCCGAGUAUGUGGCAGUUAAUGAGGAAGCUGAGGUGCCAAUGAAAGAUAAACCAAUUAAAGAACUGAUGUAUGCAUGUGAACUAUGCAAUGUGUUAAAGAAAUCUUACAAAAGAAUGAGAAGACAUUACAGCAAAUGUCAUGAAGAGAUUUCUCUUUAUGAGUGCAAUAGUUGCAAGUUUUUGACUCAUGAUAAGAUUGUCUUUCAAGAACAUUUAGCACAACCACAUCAGGACAUCUCAGAAGCACAUCAAGACAUUGCAGAAAUAUUGCCAAGUCAACAGAAAGCCAUUGUCUUAAAUCAACAUGAACAAACCAUUGACAACAGCAUAUCAGGUGAUCAAAAGAGAAAGACAACAAAAAUAGCUGAUGUCUCAGUUGCAGAACUCGGCUAUGAAUGUAAAAUCUGCAAUGUGUUAAAGAAAUCUUACAAAAGACUGAGGAGACAUUACAGCAAGUGUCAUGAAGAGAUUUCACUCUAUGAGUGUAACAAUUGCAAGUUUCUUACUCACAAUAAGACAAUAUUUCAUGAACAUUUAUCAGAAUCACAUCAGAACAAUACAGCAGCUCACCAGGAUAUCUCAGAAGCACAUCAAGACAUAGCAGAUAGACCUGCAGAAUUAUCAUGUAAACAAAAAACAAAAGCCUUAAAUCAGGCUGAGCAAAGCAUUGAUAAAAAGUCAGGUGAUCAAAGAAGUAUGGUGGAAAAAAUACCUGAUGUGGCAGAACUUGGCUAUGAGUGUAAAAUCUGCAGUGUAUUGAAGAAAUCUUACAAAAGAUUGAGGAGGCACUACAGCAAGUGUCAUGAAGAGAUUUCUCUUUAUGAGUGCAAUAGUUGCAAGUUUUUGACUCAUGAUAAGAUUGUCUUUCAAGAACAUUUAGCACAACCACAUCAGGACAUCUCAGAAGCACAUCAAGACAUUGCAGAAAUAUUGCCAAGUCAACAGAAAGUUAUUGACUUCAAUCAAGUUGAAGAAACCACGGAUGACUGCUUAGCAACUGAUCAAAGGAGAGAUGACAGUAUGACAAACCAAUCCUUGACUGAUGUCACAGCGGGAGAACUGAAAUAUAAAUGUAGUGUUUGCAGUGUGUCCAAGACAUCUCACCAACAACUGAUGAGACAUUCCAGAAAAAGACACAAAGAAAAGGAAUUGUUGGAGACACAACAUUCCAUGUCUCAUCCUUUGAGUUCAUCAACAGAGACAAUGGAAGACUUGAAGCCAGAUGGAAGGAUGGGAUUACAAGGUGGACAGGAGAGACAUUAUAUCAAAAACACAUUACUAGGUCAAGAGAAGCCCAUUGACUUCAAGCAAGUGAAACAAUGUUAUGACACAAUGGGAGAUAACCUGUCAAAAGAACUGAAAUAUAAAUGUAGUGUUUGCAGUGUGUCCAAGACAUCUCACCAACAACUGAUGAAACAUUCCAGAAAAAGACACAAAGAAAAUGAAUUGUUGGAGACACAACAUUCCAUGUCUCAUCCUUUGAGUUCAUCAACAGAGACAAGGGAAGACUUGAAGCCAGAUGGAAGGAUUGGAUUACUAGCUCUACAGGAAAGACAUUAUAUCAAUAACACAUUACUAGGUCAAGAGGAAGGUAUUGACCUGUAUCAUGUGAAAAAAACAAGUUAUGGCACUGUGAAAGGUAACCAGCCAGAUGAUAAGUUUAUAAAUUUAUAUCAGGCUCAACAAUCCAAGAAGACUAUCUAUAGUCGAAAAGUGUCUUUUUGUAAAAGUUUUUAUAGUUCAGAUACUUUUAUUGACAAAAUGAAAGUUUCAUCAAAUUGUGAAGGUACAAAUUUAGUUAAAAGAGGAGGAUUUUAUAAAUGUUUAUCUUGUGAAUAUAGAUCAGAAUAUAAAAAAGGGAUGUUAGAACAUAUUAAAAUUCAUACACAUGGGGGAAAACUAUUUAAAUGUCCUUUAUGCCGUUAUGCCGCAACUUUUGAUUGGAACUUAACAGUCCAUAUGAUGAUACACACAAGUGGAUCAUUUCAAUGUGAAAUAUGUGACUACAGUAGCAAAAUUAAAGCUAAUUUUCUGAGACACAUUAGAAGUCAUACAGGAGAAAAACCAUAUAAAUGUCCUUUUUGCAAUCACGCAUCAAGCACAAGUAAUUCUUUAACAGUUCAUAUAAGAAGACACACCAAUGAAAGACCAUUUCAAUGUGAUAAAUGUGAAUACAAUAGUAAUAAUAAAAGUAGUUUGAUUAGACACAUUAGAAGUCAUACAGGAGAAAAACCAUACAAAUGUCCUUAUUGCAAUUACUCUUCAACCACAAGUGAUUGUUUGACUGUUCAUAUUAGAACUCACACCAAUGAAAGGCCAUUUCAAUGUGAAAUAUGUGACUACAGAAGUAAAAGUAAAAUGACUUUGGUGACACACAUUAGAACACAUACAGGAGAAAAGCCAUUUAAAUGUGUACAUUGUAGUUAUUGUUCUUCUCAGAAAGGUAGUUUGAAACGACAUGAAUUGAAGAAACAUGGAAAAUAA